AUGGCUGUGAACACUGUCAUUGCUUUCGAUCUCUACGGCACCCUGCUAUCCACUGAGUCGAUUGCGAAAGAACUGGCCGCCCACUUUGGACAAGAAAAAGCGGCCAGUCUCGCGGGAUUGUGGAGACGGUAUCAAUUGGAGUAUACAUGGCGCCUGAACAGCAUGAACCAAUACCAGCCCUUCUCCGACAUCACCCGCAACUCCCUUGACCACGCUUUGGCAGACUUCGAUCUCUCCCUCGACGACAAGUCGACUAGCCAAUUGAUGAAAGCCUACGACUCUCUUUCCACGUUCCCAGACGUAUCCCCGGCCUUGAAAGCCCUUGCCGACGAAACCGGAAUAACGGCCGUCGUCUUCUCGAACGGCACCAACUCUAUGGUCACUAACUCUGUGCAAUCAUCUCCCGACCUGGGUCCUCAUGCAAGUGUCUUCAAGGAAAUCGUUACCGUAGAGCAGGUAAAGUGCUUCAAGCCGGAUCCGCGCGUGUAUCAUCAUCUUGCGGAGAAGAUGGGGAAGGGGAGGACGAAGGAGGAGAUGGGGCAGAUGUGGUUGGUGUCGGGGAACCCGUUUGAUGUUGUGGGUGCUAGGGCCGUGGGCAUGCAGGCUGCGUGGGUUGAUAGAGGAGGAGCUGGGUGGACGGAUGGGUUGGUGCGAGGCGAGACGGGCAGGCCAACGGCUGUUGUGAAGGGGUUGGGAGAGGUGGUGGAGGCGGUCAAGGAGUAUUGUAGGUCUGGGUAA
Molecule: messenger RNA, 738 nt
Organism: Letharia lupina
Lineage: Eukaryota; Fungi; Ascomycota; Lecanoromycetes; Lecanorales; Parmeliaceae
Exons: 2
Coding region: 1-738 (245 amino acids)
Molecular function (GO): hydrolase activity, acting on halide bonds, in C-halide compounds
Source: RefSeq, a predicted model, not a curated record